Messenger RNA from Caenorhabditis elegans, 651 nucleotides. RefSeq names its product Ferritin (gene ftn-2). Gene Ontology annotation, biological process: iron ion transport; intracellular iron ion homeostasis. Gene Ontology annotation, molecular function: ferroxidase activity; ferric iron binding. The record is from RefSeq and is marked reviewed. The coding region runs from base 29 to 541 and encodes 170 amino acids. Lineage: Eukaryota; Metazoa; Nematoda; Chromadorea; Rhabditida; Rhabditidae. The transcript has 3 exons.
CCUUACCAGCCACAAACUACCAUCAAUAAUGUCUCUCGCUCGUCAAAACUACCACUCCGAGGUUGAAGCUGCCGUUAACAAGCAGAUCAACAUUGAGCUCUAUGCCUCAUACGUCUACCUUUCAAUGUCAUUCUAUUUCGAUCGUGACGAUGUUGCCCUUCCAAACAUUGCCAAGUUCUUCAAGGAACAAUCGGAUGAGGAGCGUGAGCAUGCUACCGAGCUCAUGCGUGUGCAGAAUCUUCGUGGAGGACGUGUCGUGCUUCAGGACAUCCAGAAGCCAGAGAAUGAUGAGUGGGGAACCGCCUUGAAGGCUUUUGAAGCCGCGUUGGCUCUCGAGAAGUUCAACAACGAGUCGCUUCUGAAGUUGCACUCGACAGCCGGAAACCACAACGACGCGCAUCUCACUGACUUUAUCGAGGAGAAAUAUUUGGACGAGCAGGUCAAAUCUAUCAACGAAUUCGCCCGCAUGGUUGCCAACCUCAAGAGAGUCGGACCAGGAGUUGGAGAGUACGUCUUCGAUAAGGAACACUUUUCCGAUUAAUUAAUAUAUAUCUUAUCUGCUCAUCGCAUCUUCUUUUGUUCUCUCUGUACAUAAUUAUUUGCGAAAAUUUACAAACAUGCCACAAUCUGUCAAAUGAAAAGUAUUGAUCG